Drosophila subpulchrella is the source of this 1736-nucleotide messenger RNA. It is a transcript of the gene Cyp4e3, whose product is annotated as cytochrome P450 4e3. Gene Ontology annotation, molecular function: heme binding; oxidoreductase activity, acting on paired donors, with incorporation or reduction of molecular oxygen; iron ion binding. The transcript has 6 exons. Lineage: Eukaryota; Metazoa; Arthropoda; Insecta; Diptera; Drosophilidae. The record is from RefSeq and is a predicted model, not a curated record. Bases 58 to 1638 code for a protein of 526 amino acids.
UCGGUUCUGAUUUUGUAGCUGCUAGCCAAACAGGUUUCUCCAAAACAGUAGUAGAAAAUGUGGUUCGCUGUGCUCGCUCUAGUAAUUUUGCCACUGAUCGUGCUGGUGUACUUUGAACUCAGGGCAUCGCAUCGCCGCCAGCUGCUCAAGGAAUUCAAUGGACCCAGUCCGGUGCCCGUUUUGGGAAAUGCCAAUCGCAUUGGCAAGAAUCCGGCAGAAAUUCUGGCCACGUUCUUUAAGUGGUGGUACGACUAUGGCAAGGAUAACUUUCUUUUCUGGAUCGGAUACAGUUCUCACAUUGUGGUGACCAAUCCCAAGCAUCUGGAGUACAUUCUAAACAGUCAGCAGCUCAUACAAAAGUCCACCAUAUACGACCUAUUGCAUCCUUGGUUGGGUUCUGGUCUUCUAACCAGCUAUGGCAGCAAAUGGCACAAGCAUCGCAAGAUGAUUACCCCAUCAUUUCACUUCAACAUCCUGCAGGACUUUCACGAGGUGAUGAACAAGAACUCCAGUAAGUUUAUGGAUCAGCUGAAGAAAGCAAGUGCUGGAGACAGUAUCAUUGAUUUCCAAGAACAUGCCAAUUAUCUAACUUUGGAUGUGAUCUGUGACACGGCCAUGGGAGUGCCCAUCAAUGCGAUGGAGCAGCGUGAUUCCUCCAUUGUUCAGGCCUUCAGAGACAUGUGCUACAACUUAAAUAUGCGAGCUUUUCAUCCUUUUAAGCGUUCCCAAAGGGUCUUUAGUCUAUCACCUGAGUUUGCGGCCUAUCAACGAACAUUGAAGACGCUGCAGGACUUUACCUAUGACAUUAUUGAAAAGCGCGUAGAGGCGCUGCAGAAUGGAAGUUCUACGAAGCAGCAGGAUCCCUCCUUGCCCCGGAAAAAGAUGGCCUUUUUGGACACACUGCUUUCUUCCACCAUCGAUGGUCGUCCUCUCACACGGCAAGAGAUCUACGAGGAGGUAUCCACCUUUAUGUUCGAGGGACACGAUACAACCACCUCUGGAGUGUCCUUCGCAGGCUAUCUACUUUCGCGACAUCCUGAUGUUCAGAUGAAACUGUAUCAAGAGCAGUGCGAAAUUAUGGGAAAUGAUAUGAACAGGAAUCCGAAUUUCCAGGAGAUUGCUCAAAUGAAAUAUCUAGAUCUGUUUAUCAAGGAGGCACAGCGCGUCUAUCCCAGUGUCCCAUUUAUUGGCCGCUAUUGUGACAAGGACUACGAUAUCAAUGGAACUAUAUUUCCCAAAGGCACCACUCUUAAUCUAGCUCUCGUACUGCUAGGCUACAAUGAUCGCAUCUUCAAGGACCCCCAUCAUUUUCGUCCUGAGCGAUUUGAAGAGGGAAAACCAGGACCGUUUGAGUAUUUACCUUUCAGUGCUGGACCCCGUAACUGCAUUGGGCAAAAGUUCGCCCUCCUAGAACUUAAGACUGUGAUAUCUAAGUUAGUGCGAUCCUUUGAGGUGCUCCCAGCAGUCGAUGAGUUGGUCUCCAAGGAUGGUCGAAUAAACACUUACCUUGGACUUUCCCCCGGAGAAAAACUAAAGUGCGAGGCAGGGCGCCACAAAUACAAUCCAGUUUUAUCGGCGGUCUUGACCCUAAAAUCCGACAAUGGAUUGCAUCUUCGUCUCAGGGAACGGCGAUCCUGAUUAAAGAGGAUUUUCGAAAAACUUAGGAACCUCAAAAAUAUUUUGUAGUAUCUAUUUACUUAUAUUUAAAAUAUUUUUACCACGAAAUAAAUGAUCGU